GUCCAUUAAAACGAACAGCGUAAAUAUAUAAAGCAACAAAUACAUACACACACAUAAUCAAUCGGCACGCCAAAUAAAUCGAAAACCCUAAUUUCAUUUUCAAGAACAUAUUAACUAAAAAUACUCGAAUUAUAAAUCACGAUAUCAUGAGAUGAUUACAAAGAUUUCAUAUGGCAAGGAUACAACAACACCAGCAACACGAAACGAUACCGUUAUCCUGGGGCACGUUAGAGGAGCUAUUACUAGCCUGUGCCGUUAACCGUCACGGCACAAAAAGUUGGGACUCAAUCGCCAUGGAAGUUCAAAACAGAACCUCUACUUUUUCUUCACUUACUUCUCAAAACUGUAGAGAUAAGUUUACUGAUCUUAAACGACGGUUUGUUUCUCAAAACGGCGUAGUAUCGUCUAUUGUCGAUCAGCUCCGUAAGAUUCGUGUCGAGGAACUUCGACGUGAGGUUCAACAACGUGAUGUUUCCAUCGUGUCGCUUGAAUUGAAGGUGAAGAGAUUAGAGGAAGAGAGAGAGCGUAGUAUAAAAGAAGAGGCAGAUCUGAUUACAGAGGAAAAAGUUUCACCUGAUACUUUCGCCGGGAAAUCCGCCGGCGGAAAUAACGACUCCGGCGACGAGCUCGACAAUCGUUCGUUCAAUGAGUCUAAUUCUACAAGUCAACAAAAGGCAGAGACGACGACGUUAAGACUGCAAAACGACGUCGUAAAAAUAGAGGAGAAUAUAAAUGUAAAAAUCGAUUCGGAAAAUAGAAAUGAGCGCGAUCCGGAUACAAUACCCGACCCAGGAGAUGAGAAGGAUUGGUCCCACAAUGAUGGUGAUAAUAAUAAUAGAAAAAAAAUAAAAGCAAAUACAGCGGUUAAAAAGAAAAAUGAAAUGAAAUUGAGUCCGGCCACGGGCGGACUCGGUGGCGAGUCAAAUGAGGUUGGCGAGUCGGUUGGAGAGUCUAAGCGGGAGGAUAAAGAAAAAGAGAAGCAAAAUAACAGUGACGUGCAAAGCUCGGUUAGUUUGUCUCAGUAUAAAAAUAAAAAACGUCGCCGAGGAGACGGCGGCGGCGGUGAUAGAGGAUUAGUUGUGAGUAGUAGCGGAGAAGAGCCGGAUGGUGGUUAUGAGGUUUCUCCCGCCACAAAGAAUAUGCCUGCCGUGAAAUCUGAACCGUUGGUUAAAUUGAUUUCCAUUAUUCGCUCUCAUCAGCUUGGCUUCACUUUCGAGCGGCGGCUUCGAAGCCAGGAAUCAGGAAGGUACAAAAAAUUGAUUAGGCAGCACAUGGAUCUUCAAACAAUUCAAUCCAGGCUUGAUAAAGGAACCUACUCAUCUUGCCUCCACAAGUUCUUCAGAGAUCUCUUGCUUCUAUUCAACAAUGCAAUCGUUUUCUUCGGGAAAAACUCACCUGAGAAUCUCGCUGCCUGUGAACUCCGAUCACUAGUUUUCAAAGAAAUGACAGAUAAACUCCGUACACAGCCAAAACCUCGAACUAUACUCCCUGUAAAACCUGAACCAAAACAACAACCCGUUUCAUUUUCAAAGCCGAAUAAAUCUUCCUCCACCAUUGUUGUCUGCGGAAAGGGCAAUUCAGUAAAGGCAACAUCUGAGAACGCUGCGAAAAAAGGUAAUAAAAGAGAGAAAGAAGUUGAAGAAAAGACAGAGGCCAAAGAGAAAAAGAUUGAAGAGAAGGGCAUAAAGAAGAAAAGAACUAAGGAUGGAUCAGGAUCAGGAUCCGGAUCAGUCUCGGGUCAUAGGAAUAAUAAUAGUAGCAACAAAAAUAGAGAAAUAAAGCACAGGUACGGUGGUAACGAGCUGAGCUCACAUGAUGCCUUGGAGAUGAAGAAUGGAAAAAAUGGAAGUGGCGUGAGAAAGAAGCAAGGAGCAGCGAGUUUCUUAAAAAGAAUAAAGCAAAAUUCUCCAAGUAGAGCGACGGAGAAUGACGAUGACGACGACAACGAUGAUGAUUCUUUAGAAGAAGAGAGUAAACGAGGCAGAGAUGAAAAAACGGCGAGGGUGACGAGGAGUUGGAGAGGAAGAGGUGCGAGAGAAGAUAGUAAGGGGAAGGGGAAGAGAGGAAUUGGAAGGCCGCCGAAGGAGGUGGUGGUGGAAUCAGGGAAGAGAGGCAGAGAGAAUAAUGGCGGCGGCGGUGGUGACAGGGCAAGGAAGAGGUCAAGGAGGUGAUUUGUAUAAUUCCAUUGUUUUCUUUAGAUUUGGUGUUUUGUGUCUUUGAAGAAUUUAGAGUGUGAGACAGUAGAAGAGAAGAGAAGAUUAGGAAAAGAGGAUGAGAUUGUAGUUGUAAUUUGUAGAGGGAAUGUUUGCAUUGCAGGGACUUGCAUAUAUAAUAGCAUAUGUAAGGAUAACAUAUAGCUUUUCGUUUUCGUUUCUUUCA
Molecule: messenger RNA, 2379 nt
Organism: Mercurialis annua (annual mercury)
Lineage: Eukaryota; Viridiplantae; Streptophyta; Magnoliopsida; Malpighiales; Euphorbiaceae
Exons: 3
Coding region: 171-2171 (666 amino acids)
Molecular function (GO): protein binding
Source: RefSeq, a predicted model, not a curated record